AUGGCCAUGGAGGAGGUGGAGCAGUUGAGCCAAGAUAAAGACGAAGAGGAAGGUGAAUACGAGAGUGACUUCUCUGACUCAGAUUCAGGCCCCGAUUUCAACCCAGAUCCCGAGACUGAUAUAGAUAUAGACGUGGACAUGGACAUGGACAUGGACAUGGACAUGGGCCUGGAUAUGGAAGCAAGUGAAGGUAUUGACGACGAAGGUUCGGACACUAUUUCCGAGCCACCAAGUGAUUUUGAGGAGGACAAUCCCUUCGAGGAGGAGGUCGAGAUGGAGGUAGCAGAAGAGAUAGAAGAUCGCGACGAGAUGGCUGCUGAAGAAGAAGAAGAAGAAGAAGAAGAAGAAGAAGAAGAAGAAGAAGAAGAAGAAGAAGAAGAAGAAGAAGAAGAAGAAGAAGAAGAAGAAGAAGAGAGCGCUUCAAUUUCAGAAUCCUCGUCCGAUGACGAUACUACCCAGCCACCACCCCAACCCGCAACACCCACUACCGUCAACGACGACGACACCGAUUUCAUCGCCGGCCAAUUCGGCUCAGUGUCAAUAUCCGGCCCUUCUCGCUCCAUCUCCUCAUCCACGGUCCCAAGCUCAGCUGAGUCCUCUACUGUAGCCGAAACCAGUUCUUCUCCUAUGGAUAAUACUACCGAUACUGAGAUAUCGACUGAUUUCAGUAAUGCGCGUCGUCGUCGUCAUGCUGAGGCGGGCUCAGGCUCGGCUUCGGAUGAUGAGGAUUCAGAGACGGAGAUGGAUUCGGAUAGUGAAGAGGGCAGUGAGGCCGACAACGAAGGCCCGGACAGUGAUUCCACUGAAGAGUCUGGCGACGAUGAAGAGUAUCAGAAGAGAACAACGGAUGAGGAAAUUGAUGAGCUUGCGGAUGGAGCGAUGUCGGGCUUGAAAGUCUAG
This is a messenger RNA of Cadophora gregata, 900 nucleotides long. RefSeq lists its product as uncharacterized. The record is from RefSeq and is a predicted model, not a curated record. Lineage: Eukaryota; Fungi; Ascomycota; Leotiomycetes; Helotiales; Ploettnerulaceae. The coding region runs from base 1 to 900 and encodes 299 amino acids. The transcript is spliced from 2 exons.